Molecule: messenger RNA, 1548 nt
Organism: Penicillium macrosclerotiorum
Lineage: Eukaryota; Fungi; Ascomycota; Eurotiomycetes; Eurotiales; Aspergillaceae
Exons: 2
Coding region: 1-1548 (515 amino acids)
Biological process (GO): positive regulation of transcription by RNA polymerase II
Cellular component (GO): RNA polymerase II transcription regulator complex
Molecular function (GO): DNA-binding transcription factor activity; protein dimerization activity
Source: RefSeq, a predicted model, not a curated record
AUGGAUUCUAUCGCCCACCGGCCGUGGGAACCCGUGUCGGGACCCCAGACACCCGCGGCCUCGAAUCAGACCCUCCCCUCGAUCUCGACAUUGACCGCGAACAUGAACGGCGCCGGCGUUAAUGGCGCCGAGAAGUCGCCUGGGAACUCCUCGCUGAACACAAUUGAACGCGACUCGGGAAAUUGGUCAAUGCCGCAAAGCACAAGUAGGAAUCCCCCCGGAACCGAUUGGGAGCGGCAUGCUGACCCUCCAGGAUCCUCAACCUACUCGACCACGACCAAUGGCACCGGCAACAACUAUCCCUCCCUCACCUUCCUGACCUCGACCUCACAACCCUCGCCCAAUCGCGGCCACGUCGCGCCCGAUCGAUCCCCCUUUGGGCAUGACCAUUCGACGACCACCACGCCGUCAUCUGCCGGCGCGCAACAGCCAUCCCCGAACUUCAACACCUCCCAGCCGAAUUCGGCCUUGCCGUCCAUUAACCAAAAUUUCGAUGCCUCAUCGCAACGAGGGAGCGUAGUGGAGGUUCCUGAAUCACGGCGGAGCAGUGUGGACAGUCGGAUGAACCAAGGGAUUAGCUCUCUGGCGAUCAACCCGGCCUCGCCCUACCACAGCACCAAUGCGUCGCAAUCAUCGAUUGUGUCCAGUCUGCAACGGGAACGCGGGAUCUCCAACGAUAUGAACUCAUACCGGGGACCUCGGUAUUCCGGAGGGAGCCAGCCGCUGUCCCCCUUAGGUCCACGCCCCGGGGAGCAUCGUAGCUUUGCGGCCGGGCGGACGGCCCCUGCAAUUUCCUCCAACCCUCGAUCUGAAAUUUACAAUGCCGAAGCGCCCACCGCGGGUAUGGCUUAUGCCUUCCCCGACCCUGACGUCGCGCGCUCAAGCUCCAUCUCAUCCACCGAGAAAUCCAACCCACCGUUCUCUCGGAAAGGUAGCACAGCAGAAUCCCUGAGUAGCAUGUACUCAGAGCGCAUGCCACGGGGACAACACGAACUGCCGCAGAAUGUUCACCAUCACUCGCUCCAGCACAAGCAAGUCCGGGAUUUGAUUGGCGAAUCAGAGUCUGCCGGCGGUAACACUCCGUACAGUCGGACCCCCGAAUUGCGUGUCACCCAUAAAUUGGCCGAGCGAAAACGGCGAAGCGAGAUGAAAGACUGUUUCGAAGCCCUACGCAUGCGACUCCCGCAAAGUCAGAACAACAAAUCUAGCAAAUGGGAGACCUUGACGCGUGCUAUCGAGUACAUCAGUUCCCUGGAGAAAUCGCUCGGCCAAAUGCGGCGCGAGAACUCGGUCUUGCGCACUGAGAUGGAGGAAAUGCGGGUCCAAAUGAGCCAGCAACAGGCCAAUGGCCCCUCGCGGACCCCUUCCAUCUUCGAGCACCAUCCGAUGUCUGCGACUCCGACCAAUGGACAACCGCCCGGUCCGGCCUUCUCGGGAUUCGGCAAUGGGUCCGUCGUGCCCCAGGAGCAGCCGCGCACGUUGCCACCUCUGAUGAACGGCUCCGUAGCUCCGAUGCAGGGAAUUCAAUAUACCGACGAGCGACGAUAG